Molecule: messenger RNA, 6438 nt
Organism: Xiphophorus hellerii (green swordtail)
Lineage: Eukaryota; Metazoa; Chordata; Actinopteri; Cyprinodontiformes; Poeciliidae
Gene: gja4
Product: gap junction protein alpha 4
Exons: 2
Coding region: 274-1395 (373 amino acids)
Biological process (GO): cell-cell signaling
Cellular component (GO): connexin complex
Molecular function (GO): gap junction channel activity
Source: RefSeq, a predicted model, not a curated record
CCUCAUCCAACAGGGUCAGAGCUCGAGCGUCGGGGCGCAGCUACCCAGAACCGCUCUGGGUCCAUGCAUCACGUUUCCUGGACGGAGUUCCUGAGGGAGGGCCCGAGCGGAGAGGGGAAGAGCAGCAGGCAUGGGAAAGUUCUCCCCACUUUUUCCGAUUACGGCGGAUCUUUGUAAAGGAGGCAGCGCACUUCAAGCGGCGUCACAUCAGCAGAGCGACUCGGAACCGGCGAGGAGACACAAGCCGCUUUAAGAGAGAGAAAGGAGCAGAGGAUGUCCAGAGCUGACUGGUCCUUCCUGGAACACCUGCUGGAGGAGGGCCAAGAGUACUCAACUGCUAUUGGCCGGAUCUGGCUCACCGUACUCUUCCUGUUUCGCAUUCUGGUACUGGGAACAGCUGCUGAAUCGGCGUGGGAUGACGAGCAAGCCGACUUCGUCUGCAACACGAAGCAGCCCGGCUGCACUUCCGUGUGCUACGACAAAGCCUUCCCCAUAUCCCACUUCCGCUACUUUGUCCUCCAGGUCAUCUUUGUCUCGACUCCUUCCAUCUUCUAUUAUGGAUACGUGGCCAUCAGAGGUGGGAAGGACCCAAAAGCCCAAGAGGGCAAAGGUGAAAGUGGGAGUAAAAAAUGUGAAACUGUGAAAGGAAGGGAGGACGCCAGUGUGACUAAAGAAAUUGCAGAGCAGAAAGAGAAAGAAAACUGUGGUGGGAAAAGGAUAGCGCCUAAAAAGGCAUCUACUGAAGCUCCGAAACUGAAAGGGAGGCUUCUGAGGGCAUAUGCAUUCAGCAUCCUCCUAAAGGUCUUCUUGGAGGCGGGAUUUAUCGCUGGACUUUGGUUCCUUUAUGACGGCUUCUUUAUUGCGGCUAAGUUUGAAUGCACGAGAUUCCCGUGUCCUCAUACGGUGGACUGCUUUGUCUCCCGGCCCACGGAGAAGACCAUCUUCACCGUGUACGCUCAGGUGAUAGCCGGCAUCUCCCUUUUGCUCAACCUGAUUGAACUCAUCCAUCUAUUGAUCCUAGCCUUUUCCUAUCGCCUAGAGAAGUGGGAUGAGGAUUGCCUACUUCUAAGAGAGCAGGUACAAGUAACUCCAGCCCUACGAAUGGAGACGCCCCAGGUUUAUAACACCGGCAGGGACAUCAGCAUCCCCACACAGGGUAGGGAGGCAAAAUUACCGGGCAACCCCUGUGAAAGCUAUGCUGAAACGGUAAUAGAAGUGAACUGGGAUGCAGGAGAGACCGGGGAUAACUUGCUUCCAAGCUACAUGAACUGCAUGAAAUCCACUGGAAAAGCAAGUUCCAAACGAUGCAGUCAUUCAAAACAGUCAGAUCAAACAGGGACGGAUGUGAAAGGUGCCCAUAAGGGACAUGCAAAAAACCAGAAACAAUAUGUUUGACGGUAGCUUCCUUUGGUUUUUGACGUUUCUGCACAUGACACUUAACAAACAGGAGUGCACAGUUUGAAGGAAAGCAGUAUAACAACCACUGCACUGUGAACUCCAUGCCUCAGAGGCACAGACAUUUGCAGGUUGUUUUUUUUUUUGAUAAACAAAUCUAUUCAAAAUGAAGCAUUUUGAGAACACUGCCAAUGGCGAAAUAAAAAUGUGACUCCAUAAUGAGAUUUAAGUCAUAAGAUGCCUUCCUGCUAGGUUUAAUAGCAAAGUGAUGUGGAAAAAACAAGCCGAGGGGUCUGGCAAAGGGAGCUACUAAGUGUUUAUGCAAGGAAAUUUAGAUUUAAACGUACGCUUCUGAGAUUUGCACUGAAACCCCAAGAGUCUUCUGGAACUUUGCUCUCUCCUAAUGGAUUUGUGCUCUCUGUGGAAUGCACUGGUCUCUGGACCCCGCUUGGCUCCCAGAAGGAUAAUUGCGGCGUGGAUGAAGGCACGCAUGCAUGCACGCACACAAUAUGCUUGUCUCCUUUCGCCCAGUGAGUUCCGGUCAAUCAAAAGUUGGAGAUGUGGCCUUGGAAGGCGAGGCGGGGAUGUGGGGAGUGGGAAGAGAAGCCAAAAGAUUGGGAUUUGUGGGAUGGAGCAACAGUAACGGUGACCAUAGCAUUUCAGCUAUGAAGAGACUAGAGGAAGUGGCCGCGCUGCGUGCGAUGGCAUUGAUGUGAACCUACAGCUGGAAACUUCAAUAGGCAAUAGCUGCAGAGCCGUCCAAAAAUACACCUCUUCGCAAUUUGUUGUUUAACAACCACAAAUGUCAAUGUUGGGAUUUUAUUGAUUUGACCAACAUAUAGAAGAAAAAAAAAACGAUGCAGUUUUGAUUACACUGAACACAGCAACCCCAUAGCAAAACAAGGCGGUGGUAGUGUCAUGCUUGCGGAGAUCUUUUUCAGUGUCUUACAGGGUUUUCUCCAGGAUUUCAAUGUGUUUAGCACCAUCUAUUUGUCAGACAAGCACUCCCACAGCAUACGGCUAUAAACACCGUGUUUCAAAAUGUGGUGGUGUGUUCAGGGUAAUAAAAACCACAUAUCCUGUUUGUUAACAUCACAUUUAUGCAUUCUUAUACGUAGGUCUGUCUCAUUUAAUCCCAAUAAAAUACAGUGAAGUUUGAGGAUGCAGAGCAAUACAAUGCCAAAAAGGUUUUUUGCUUUUGUUCUAUGGACCUCAAAUCCAGUAAUUGCCCAUUGAAUGGACAAAAAGCGGUACAGAAAUGUACAAAUUCAGUGAAAGGGAGUGGUUGAAUAUUUGGACAAAUGUAUUUAAAUGUAAUUUUUAUGGUGUUGUAAAGCAAUCCUGGUCAUAAUAUUUAUUAUUGUUUGAAACAAAAAAACAAGAAUUAUUCAUCAUUUUUGAUGUCAGUUCAUAAUAAAGUCUAAGGGACACAAUUUUGUACCAUUUAUUCACUUCUGAAGUUCAAGUUGAUCUUUUUUGUUUAUGCCCCCCCCCCAUCACAUUUUACAGAAUGAGAUUUUUUAUUUGCCAUUGUUUCCUUGUCCAACAAUACACUUUAUGCCAUCCAAGCAUUGUUGCAACGCAGAGAAAAUGAAUCCCUCAUGCCAGCAGGAUAAAUAAUAGAAACAAAGAUAUGGAAGAGUAUUUCACGAUAUCAUCAGUGCAGCUUGCCAAGGAAACCAGUGGAGGGAAAUAACUUUGAUUUAAUGUCUGUUUUCUAAUCAGGGGGUUAUGGCUUCGCAGUGAAAAGAGAGCAUCACUCAUCCGGCACCAUAAGCCUGCACAAGCCGUAGCGGCGCUAUGUGCUCUAUUUAAUUUCCCCUGGAGAAGUCGGGCUGUUAAUGCUUUUUUUUCUUCCUUUCUCAUGUAGAGCAACUGAUAAAACCCAGAGGUCAGCGCCUUCAACAAAAGUUCUUGCUUGGGUUCUGAUACAUUAAGGUGAUAUUUCUUUUCAGCAGUAUAUGGCACCUCCAUUACCAGUGGGCGUGAUGAUAAGCGAUUUUUAUGGCAGGAAAAGGGGUUAAUAGAAAACUUUAAGGGAACCUGGUUUUUGGAACAGCUUCAACUUUAGGAGCGGUCAAAAAAGAAAAAAAACUGGAACAGUGAAAUCAUUUAUUUCCCUGUGGGUUACCAAAAUUUUCUCUUCCAAUAACGAUAGGAAUGAGACGCCUCAACCUUUGGAGGAAUGUGGGGUUUUUUUAAUCACACGCCCUUGUUGGGGACAAAUUUGCACGUACCGCUGAGGCAGCAACGGCUACCGGGUUCAGUCCCUGCCGCGUGUUCGAAAUCUUCUGGCAUUUGCGAGCGGUUCUGUUAUCUCCACUUUCCAUUGUGGGCGCAUGCGUCGGCCUCUGUGUUUUCAGCGAAAAGCCGUAGGGGUCAAGGAACACAUUGCGGAGGGCGACCUGCCGGUGCCAGGCGAAGCCAGCAGCAAAUCUGCAGACGAGCUUUUUGCAUCAUCUGUACUUACAGAUUACAAACCAGAACAAAAUAAUGGGCGCCUUCUAUUCUUUUUCACAGACUAAACAUUCCACUACCGUUCAGUAACUUUCAGGUUGACUGGAGUGACUCUUGGUCUGACAAGUCUAAGAAACUUCAAGACCCACUACGAGUGUCUAGAAAGGGCUUGGUUCCUCCUUCAGAACAAUGGGGCAUUAAUAAAGCUUCACAGCCAUCACUGGUUUGAUUAUCUACUUUGUCUAGACUGUUUCCCCUCAUCAAUGCAAUCGUUCAGGGCAAAAAUGUAUAAGGAGUGCCUUAGAAAAAACUAAUAAAACAGAGACUUCUGCUUGUGUAAAGCUGUGAAAAAUUUACAAACUAAAGUCAACUUUUUCAGCAAAUAUCCAUAAAGUUAUUCCCAGGGAACAUCUGAGUUCAGAUGCCACUGUGACUCUACUUCCUGACAUUGUUGGAGUCACAGUGGAUCCACUUCCUCAAUUUAUCCAACGAAAAUAAAUGAAGCCCAUUUUUUUUCUUUUAAAAAAACAAAUCAGUUCUUGUAAAGUGAAAGGAACAGCAUACCUGGUUUCAUUUCUGAAACACAAAAAGCAAACGCCUGGAGGGCACUUUUACUUAACCUGUGCAAGUCAACAUUUUGUAGAACCACCUUUUCACAGCCGCCACUCAGAACUUUAACGUUCUUUGCAGUAUGUCUCUACCAGGCAGGAUUUCUGCUUGUUCUUUUUGCAAAACGGUAAAAGAUCAAACAGGUUUGAUGGGAAGAGUCUGUUAACAUCAAUUUGAAAGUUACCGGCCAACAAACCACACCAUUGUAACGUUGGCUGUGUUUGUAGCUAUAAAAAAUGGUAACAGAUUUUAAAGCGUUUUAAUUCCCAGGUGAAACAAUGGCUAAGACAAAAACGAAUAUGUGAACACCGACGUAUACCAGCUUACGUUGUUGAGGAGAUUUAUCUAAUAUGCAUUUUCAUGUUUUCCAUGUAAUUAGUCAUAAAUUUAGUGCAAGUGUGUUUGUGUGUCUCUGUGUGUGACAGGAAUCUUUCAUUUUUAACUUUGCUGUCUUUUAAAAAAAAAGGUCCAAAAGAAGGUUCUGGGUUAGAAAAUUAGUCUGUGGCUAGAAAACCUACAGACAAAACAACAGUUGCUUUGUUUUCAACAUGCAACAGUUUAAUGUGCCGUCCUGGAUCAAAUAAGCUUCAACUGAAUUGCGCUGCUUUAAGGUUAAGUAAGGCUUAUUUUAAAGACUUAGGACAUUAUUUAACCAUACUUAAAUUGAACAAAUAAUUCAAGGAAAAAACAUUGGCAUUGAUAUUUGCAGAUGUCCUUUAUUGUUUAUCUUUAAACUUUUUCUUUUCAUUUUUUGUGUUGGUCACUUAAAAUUCCAGUAAUAUACAUUAAUACUUGUGAUAUAGUGAAUCACAAUCUCAAGAAUUUACACAGGGGCAUUGCUGAAACAUAAUGUAUACAACGUUAUAUAGGUGUCAUUAUUCCUACCUGCCAUACAAACUAAAAGUUCUACUCAUUUCUGAAGGCUGUAGUGGUUAGGUAAAAACGCGACCUCGCGAACUCAGGAAGGGCCGACAUGAUUCGACCUCAAAAACUCAAAAUGUUCCUGAUCCGCAAGGACCCAACUGGCCUUCAAAUAGCAGCUGCAGGGUGGACAAGGUCAGGAAAGUUAUGCAAAAUCUGUAUUUUUGGAUCAAGUCGGAGCUUGGGCUCUGUGGCAUUGCAUGGGGCCGCUCUCUAUGAUUUAUUGUUUACGCUGCGCAGAGCUCAUUUGAGGAAAAGGCAAGACGUGUGCCAACUUCUUUUGUUUGCCUUGACAUCCGUUCAAACAACGCACGAGAACGGAUUUGUCCGUAUCCAUAACAAUCUCCCGUCCGCGCACCGUGCCUUCCAUGCAAAAACAAACCGAAAAGGCUGUCGCCGAUAUCUAAAUUUAACUGCUGGGACAGGAAGUGAGUCUGUAUCUGUUUCCUUUUCCAGUAUUGUUGCUCCCUUGGGGCAUUGGUGGUUAGGGAUUGUUUCACAUGACAAUGGUGCUGUGGUGGGUAUCCCGGUAUUAUUUUGCUUUUUGUUCCCCUGUGUAUGCUCACCAAAAGCUGUAGUUGCACUACUUUCUGCUGGUCUGCCCCAGAAUCUCAAUGAAAGACAUUGUUUUUGUUGUUGCACCUUUAGAAAAUGUGAGAAGAUGCAACGGCCAAGGAUACUUUUGCAAGGCGCUGUAGCUUGAAGUGUUAACAUCUGCAAAUAAUUACCGUUUUAAUGUGUAGGAAUAAUUUAUUGCAAAAAGGGAACACUUUAGGGGGGGGAGAGUGGGGAGGCAAAACCUGCGUACCUCGUUUUAAAAUUCAAAGCCGUGUUGCGCCAGUAGACUAUAAUGUGCUUGUAAUUAUGACUCUCGGGCGCAUCUAGGAUCCGAAUAUUCUGCUGGAGCACUUUCAGAUUAGGUAAGCAAUGAUUAAUUUGUAAUACGCUUAAGUGGAAGUGUUCCCCUACCAGCCCUUUUCCUGGUAAACACUAGAAUUACAUCAGUGCUCUUUUUCUGCCAGCCCUAAUUCACACUUGCAUUGUGAAUUAGUUAAA